Molecule: messenger RNA, 7064 nt
Organism: Astyanax mexicanus (Mexican tetra)
Lineage: Eukaryota; Metazoa; Chordata; Actinopteri; Characiformes; Acestrorhamphidae
Product: NACHT, LRR and PYD domains-containing protein 1a allele 5
Exons: 16
Coding region: 432-1964 (510 amino acids)
Biological process (GO): regulation of DNA-templated transcription elongation; mRNA export from nucleus
Cellular component (GO): THO complex part of transcription export complex
Source: RefSeq, a predicted model, not a curated record
AAGGGGAAUUUACUCAGGCUGAUUUAUACACUAUAUAAACGUAUUUGGGUUAAACAACGUUUUAUUGACUAUAUGAGAGUUGUGCUAGUUAUGCUAGUUAUAUCAAGCCUGGACGCAGAGAAACAGGAGCAGUAGCUGGUUAACUAGGGCUACACUGGAGCAGAAGAGUUAAAGAGGAGAUAGGAGGUUGUAGUAGUUAUUAACUAUUCAGUAACGAUAUGGUAAGGUGGUGGUGGAUGCUGUGGUGAAGAGCUGGACUCUCACCUUGCUGGGUUUUCCCCUUAGCUAAAUAGCUAACCAGCUGGGUUAGCUAGCUAGCUACCCUUUAAUCAUUAGGUUUAAGGGACUAACCGCUGUUUUAGUUAGCUAGGUUAGUUAGUUAGCUAAUGUUUAAUGAUUAAAACCAGCCUGUUGGUGUUGGUGUGUGGACUAUGGUAGCAGAAAUGGCCAAUUUUGGAGCAACUAAAGAAGCUGAAGAUGGAACUGGAGAAAUUCCUCCCUCAGAUCUGAAAGGUCAUGAAAUUGAAAAUGGUAAUACAAGCUCAGACAAUACAGAAUCAUCCUCAUCAGGUGAGAGCUCAGAGGAUGAGGCUGAGGAAGAGGAGGAGGAAGAAAGAGAAUCAGAAAACGGGGAGUCAUGUGCUAAAGACUUGAGUCAGGAAUCAGAUGAGGAGCCCAAAACCACAAGCAAUGGAGACCACUUAUUGAAACACUCCUGUAAAAAAUGUGAAGGUCUUCAGAUACCCAGAGACUCUGAACUUGUUACACCCAGAAAGAUCUCCAAAGGUCGAUGGCAGCUGAUGCUAAAGUACGAGGGGGUGUAUGAGUGCUCUGAAACAGGCCUGGUGUUUGAGGUCUCUGAGAAGGUACAGAUCCGCUACUGCGUCCUUUCCUGGAGUAAGUUUGGUACAUAUCUGAACGAGUCGUGGAAGUUUGCGGGACCCAUUUUCGAUGUGGACUGUGACCCAUCCAUCCUCAAGUCCAUCCAGUUCCCUCAUUCACUCUGCCUGGCAGACCAGGACAAUGAGAUGAGAUUCAGCGUUCUUCAUGUGAAGAACAAUCGAGGUCUCAUCGAACCUUCCGUGGACCACUCGCGGAGCCAUAUAAAAUGGAGCGUGUCCUCCCUGUCUCCUGUGGGACCCAUCGUUCAGACUACUAAGCCAGCUGAACACCACGGGGUCGUCCUGGUUUAUAAAGAAGUGGGACAGACAGACUCGUACUCCUUCAGGGUUUACCUGGUUACUAAUAAUGACUCAGACAUUAAGGACAUUCAGCGGGAGGUAAAGAACUCGAAGAAGAGGUACAUGAAGAUAGAGAAGCCCCCUACAUGCCAGAAGCUGCUGGAGGAGAACAAGAAGUAUCGUCUGGUCAGCGACCCCGAGGGGGACAUCAGUCCAGAGGAUAUCCAGUUCACUCUGGCAGUGGUGAAGAUAAAAGGUUACUUUGAGGCCUUCUUUGAGCAGCGUCCUCCGUUUAAGCUCUCCCUGAUAGAGACAGAGUCUGAGCAGACUGUAUGGUCAGCUACCAUUCGAGAGGGAGACUGUGUGGACAACAGAGUUGAAAGACCUCGGAAGCGAUCAGAGAGUAGAAAACGAAGCGCCAGUACAUCGGAGGAGGAGUUGAACAGUAAGAAAGCUAGGUGGUCGAUGGACGAGUCAGAUGGUCCUGGGGUGGGCAAAGUACCAGACAUGACUGACAAGCAGCUGAUGCUUGUGGCUAAGCGUAUGGGAAAAGACUGGAAGUCAGUGGCCAUCGGGUACCUCGAUCUAACCAAGGUCGACCUGGACGAGGCUGAAUCUAAGGAGCAGGAGCUGAACAUGAUGAAGUUCGAUGUGCUGAGUCUUUGGAGGAAACGGCAGCCCCCGGGAGAGGCGGGAGUCUGGCACCUUUACAAGACACUCAAUCAUGAUGAUGUGCCUAAUGAAAUCAUCGGUUUACUUAAGGAUAUGCUGGAAAACAAUUAAUACCCCUAGAAAAUUCCUGGACUUUUUUCGGGGUGUGUGUAGCAAAAAGUGGACCGCACAGAUUGGAUCGGUCCAGGCCAGCCCACUUCAGCCCACCUUCCUGGAGCCUUAAAACUUGAAGCUUGUUCCACAAGGGCCACGCAACCACUGGUAAUGCACCCUAUUUCAGAAAUGGCCCUUUUUUAUUAAUCUAAAACAAUGACUAAAACCAUGACCACUAUGUGUGGAAGGAAAGGAAUCAGGGCCUGACCGAUAAAAAUAUUUUAUGACUGAAACUACCCAUAUAAUGUCUCAAAAAAGAAGAAGCAAACAAUCUCAUAUGGAAUUUGUCAGAUGGUGCUUUACUGACUGAGAUGGCCUUCUGUUUUCAACUGUGAACUUAAACACUGCAUAAGACUUUGUAAUGUAAAUAUUUGUAGCAUGGGAGGCGGAGCUUCUCCAUAUUUGAAUGGUUUUUUUUUGCCUAUCCUCAUUGAAAGGUUUAUUUUUGUGUUCAAAUUAUGAGAAUAUUCUAUUUCAAAAUAAUGCACUAGUUAAGAUAUAUGAUACACAGAAGUUGUGUAGAGUGCUUUGGUUUCAAAUGAUUUAUUUCAAAGGAACUUACCAACUCUGAUUUUUUACAGUGGUGAUAGUAGGAGCCAUUAAUUCCAAAAAUGAGUACAACACAAAUAUAGAGUAUAGAUAUUAUUUACUUUUCAUAAUCACUAUUAGAUAAAUUUUAGACACAGGCUGUGGCAUAUUAUCUGGUCUUUUAGACUGGCAAGCCAAUUUCAUUCAUCAUGUACAUUGAUCUGCCAUAACUUUAAAACCACCUGGAUAAUACUAUGAAGUACUGGACUAAAGGAACAAUCAGUGAAAAAGUAAGCAAGUGUGUAAAAUUGCUGCAACAGUCCAAUUAUGUAGUUCUUUAAUGUUAUGUAGUUCUUUAAUGUUGAUUAUGUUAAACAAUAUUAGACAAUUCUUUUCAGUGCAGUGCUUUUGAACUAAUAGAACAAGGCAAAAAAAGUCAUGGGACACAAUAAUAGCCCAUGUGCCACAUUUGGCAUGUUAGUUUGUUUUAUUCACCACCACUGUGAAAAAUUCUGACUUGGAUUUCUCUAAAAUGGCACAUUUCAUACCUAAACUGAAUUGCUUUUUAAGAUCUUAACAUUAAGUCUUAUAAUGCAAAAUUUACCUAUAGAACACAGAAUAUUCUGUAUUUUUCAGUAAUACAGAUACAUUAGCAAGAUCUUAAUUUUGGACACAAUUAUUAGCUAAUCCUUAACCGCAUUUCCACUGCAAGGCCGUAUUUGGGGCCACAGAACCAUUUGUUGAGAGGACGUUGGAAUCUGCUGAUUGGCUAUCUGGGCUUUGCUAACGCUGCUGGAGGCUGGUAGCUGGAAUGCAAACACUGUGGUAGCAAAGUUGGAUGAGACCAGUAGGAAUCUGGGAUGAGGCCAGUAUCCAGCAUGCUAAAACGGCAUUAGCGAUAUAGGAUGGCACUGGUAGUUAUCUUGUUAACGAUGUGGUACUGAUGUUGGACGAUGCCUAAAGGCGAGAUUCAAACACUGUAAGAGCAAUGUGGGAGGAGACCUGUAACUAGCAUGCUAACACUGCGAUAGCUAGUAGUAUGAGGCUUUUAGCUAUCUUGCUAACACUUUGGUAGUUAUUUUGGCCAACACCUAAAGCCAUCAUGCUAACACGGCAAUAGAAAUAUAGCUUGAAGCUGGUAGACAUCAUGUUAGUGCUGCAGUAUAAUUGUUGGACAAGGCCUGUAGCUGGCAUGAAAGCUCUGUUUUGCAAGUUAGCAUGCUAUCAGGGUAGAAAUGUGAGACCAGACAAAUCCAACAAGAGCAAUGUCUCAUGAUUUUUACACAAAUCGGUCUUAGUAACCAUUUGGCCUGCAGUGGAAAAUCGGCCGUUAUGUUGGUCAGGCCCUAUUUCUAAUAUAAAAAUUAUAAAGCCAGUUGCAGUUAUCCUUAAAUGAGACAGUGGUAAAAGCCUACUUCAAUAUGGUGCUGCAAACCAGGCCAUUGAAGCUACUUGACUGUAUAGUUUCUUUCUGUACAUUGUAUUUUUUCUUGUACUUUUUUAUUCUGUUGCUUUUUUUCUACGAUCAUGAUGAGUAUGUGUUUUCUCAGUGUACGUUCUUGUAUUUUUUUAUUUUUUUUGCAUAAGUGAAUUAGUGAAACUCUUGUUUUGACUCAGAGAAAAGCCUAAUCAUGGUUAUUUGUGAAUCUUGUGAGACAUUUCCUGCUGGUGAUGAAACUUUAAACCAAAAAAGCAGUCCAACUCAAGAAAGACUUAAAGACCAAUCAUCUCAAGGACCAAAGUUUUUUUUUUUAACCACAGGUGUUUCCAGCAGUGGCAGCAGUACAGCACUGGUAGCAUGACAUGUAAAAAAAGGAGUACAUUUUCUAUGUAAAGCUGUAAACACUCUCGAAAUUGCUGUGUUAAUUAACAACAUACUUUUACAGGCCCACAAGAAUGAGUUUGUCUCUUAUUUUUACUCCUUAUUUCUUUGUCUCAAAAGUAUAGAAAACCCAUAUAAAAAAAUGUUUGGCAAAUGUGGAUUAAAUUUUAGACACAGGCUGUGGCAUAUUAUCUGGUCUUUUAGACUGGCAAGCCAAUUUCAUUCAUCAUGUACAUUGAUCUGCCAUAACUUUAAAACCACCUGGAUAAUACUAUGAAGUACUGGACUAAAGGAACAAUCAGUGAAAAAGUAAGCAAGUGUGUAAAAUUGCUGCAACAGUCCAAUUUCCAAUCACUGAAUAGAGUUUCCUGCCCCACCUUCUUAUUCUUAAAUGCGAGGCUCACGCAGGUUGCCAGAUUGACACACAGUGGCAAGCGACGGCGAGUAUUACUCUGCAGCUAAUUAGUGAAUAUUUAUAUAUAUAUAUAUAAGUUUCAACGUCCAAAAUUCCAGUCUCUAGUACGCUAGUAGUGAUAUAGUGGUACAUUUCCCAGCUAUAUUUAGUAACCUUAUUGAAGCACAGUGAUUACCUGUUCAGAAUAAAAAUAGCCUGUAGUACACUGAAUGUGGAAAUGGAACUAGGGGAAUGGCAACGGCAGAUUCGGGGGAUAAAACCCACACAGCUUUCUGUGAUGUACUGCCCUGUUUUAAAAGAACUGUCUCAAGCUCUGCUGUCACGAGCUGCUAGUAAUGUUUCCUUAAUGUCUGAGGAUACAUCCCUAUAAAUCAACAAUUAAUUGGAACUCAAAUAAAUUAAGGCUGUUUUACGUAAAAUUGGAUAUUUCCAAACAAUACUCAACUGUUUUGAGGCAGGUGAACAAGAACCUUAACAGUGUUAACAGCAGAUCUUUUAAGGCGUGUGUGUUUGUCAGGUGUUGCUAGUACGUGGGUUGCCUUUAUUUUAAAUCUAUUUAACUCAAAUAAAUACAUCGAAUGGACCCUUAUUCAAUUUAAAAUUGAACUUUCAUCACAUUGCAUUUCCUAGACUGACUGUGGAAUGAUAACUGAGACUUGAUGCAAUACCUGUGCUAGUACAGAAUGUGUUGUCUUUAUUGGGCACUAUGCACUAUGUGUUGUUUUUUAACACACCAGUUUUGAGAGUGAAGAAACCUGUGUGCUGCCUUUAAAAGCGGGUGUAUAUACUUUGUAUGUACUUAUGUUUACUUACUUACUUUUGUGUUUUCUUAUUUUUUUAUUAAUGUAAAAUAGAGAGAGUUUGUUAUUGAUUAAGUCCGAGCCAGAGAGAAAUCAAUGGAGUGUGUUUUCCUAGCAUUAAAGGGAGUGUAUCCGUAGAGAUAGAGUUUAUAGACUAGUCUCAGGUUUUUUUCAGGACUGUGUCAGAACAGCAAUUUCUUAGAACAUCUGAUUUUGCAUCUGUUCUCUUUCAGGUUGUAGUUAUAUCAUUUUCUGUACUAUACUCACAGCAACUGGUAAUAGUUACUAUCAUUACUGGAUUACACCAUAAUGAAAGGGCAUUUCUGUAUUGCAUUAUUGUUAGUGAUAAAAGGGAUCCAUUAACAAAAGUAGAAUAGACUGUUACUAACAGGGUAACAGGGACAAUAUGAGAUUUUUUUACUGUUUUUGAAUUAAGGGUUUGCUGUAGUAUAUAAGUACUGUAAACAUUGCCAGUCAUUCCUCUCUCUCCUUCUCAUUCUCUCUCUUUCUCUAUCUCUCUCUAUGUAUGUGAAAUUCAUGAGCCACAGCAUUACAACAACCUGCCAAGCUGUUGUUUUGCAUAAUUCUAUACUUUAUUUAUUAUAAUUCUUUACUUAUUCUUUAAGUAACUCUACAACUAUGAGCUCAAAAAAGACCUAGAUGUGCAACAUUCACUUGAUCUGGGUGUGCUCAUAAUGUUUUGGGUUAUCUGUUAUCUGUACCAUAUUAAGCUUCCACUUUAUUUCUCUUAAGCUAGAUUAGUAGACUACUUUUCCAAACUGUCAUUUCACUGUACUGUAUCAAUCUGCAUGCAGACAUCUAGUCUAUAGUUAGAUGGCAUAAAAUGCCCAACUUUACGACACAGACUUCUUUUUGUAACCAAUCAGAAAAGAGUUAAUGUUCAUGUGCUUGUUUACUUUUAUGGGAUAAGAGUUUUGGAAAAUUGUCAUCGUAAGAGCUAUUUGAAUUGGAUUACUUCUACAUGGCAGGGUGGAGUACUGAAACUAUACUGCAGGGCAUCUGUAAAAUGUAUCGCUAAGGGCACGAAAUCUUAGCAUAAGUGGCUGAAAUGGGAGUGGCUACUUGAUUUACACACUGCCAUCACAGGUAAAAGUCCGCAAACAUGAGGACAGAACUAAAAUCACUGGGAAACUCUCACUGUAAACCCUGUAUAAAGCUUAUCCAGUUCAAAUAGAGCUUUAGUAAGAAAUAUGACCUACACUCUUUUCAUAAUCAUGGAGAUAUUGCAUAUGGACCCUUUAUAAGUUAAUAAUGUGUAAUCUAUUCAGCUCAAAACAUGUCAAAAACUGUGUACCAGCUGUUUUACCAUGCAGUCUGCACUGAGCAUGUGAUCAUCUUCUUUAAGUCAGUUCCAGUCAGUCAUACACAUUGCAGAAAAGCUCAGGUGCAGUCUUUUUUUUUGGUAUGUUUAUCAACGAAGACACUCCUGUGACUGAAUAAACCCAUUACCAAAUAUAAAGAUUCACGAGUGA